AUGACUUCUAAUAAUGCGAAUGUUGCCUCCGCGGCACUGCCAGAUCCCGUUGAUCUCACCCACCAUCUCUCGAGGAGUACCAAAAAGCGGGAAGCCUCCUCCGUAAAGUCAUUUUACAAGUACUUCGCAAUACCUGGAAUUGGACAGCUGGCUGGAGGACUUCCGAACGCCGGUUACUUCCCGUACGACACCCUCGAAGCCAAAGUCGCACUCCCAAACAGAUUCAAACCCACGCCAAUCAAGCCAAUUGACCCUCCCACAUCAGAGCUAGCUUCUGCUAGAAUCUCAGACUCGCCAGCUUCGACACGAGUCGUCGUCCCCCACGACGCGGGCAUCGUCGACCCUCUGCGGACCAUUGAUCUCACAACAGCGUUGCAAUAUGGCACUGCUCAAGGCUACCCCUCGCUAUAUUACUUCGUCCGGAAGUUCACCCUGGAAAAUUUACACCCGACGAUUCCGUACAAAGGCGGUGCCGAGAUAAUCUUGACAUGCGGGGCUACCGAUGGCUUUUCGAAAGCGAUCCAGGCUCUUUCUAAUGAAUGGAGUGAGGGCCACGAUCCGAUUGAUGAGAAGCCAGCUAUGCUAGUCGAGGAAUACUGCUACAUGAACGCGAUCCAGACGGCCAGGCCUCGAGGCAUCAGCAUUGCCCCUGUGAAAAUCGACGACGAGGGCAUGAUGGCUAGCGGAAAAGGAGGACUCGAGGAUGUGCUGGAGAACUGGGACUUCUCAAAGGGUAGACGGCCGCACCUGAUGUAUACAGUAACCAUCGGCCAGAACCCCACGAGUGGCACCCUCAGCGUCGCCCGGCGCAAAGAAAUCUACGCCCUCUGCGUGAAAUACGACGUCAUAAUCAUCGAAGACGACCCAUACUGGUACCUGCAAUUCCCCUCCGCCGUCUCCGACACCACCCCUCCGCCGCCUGCCCCCGCCAAAUCCUCCGGCUUCCCCUUCCUCGACUCCCUCAUCCCCUCCUACCUCUCCAUCGACUACCAAGGCCGCGUCGUGCGCCUCGACACCUUCUCCAAAACCGUCGCGCCGGGCUGCCGCCUCGGCUGGAUCACGGCGCAGCCCGUCCUGGUCGAGCGCAUCCUGCGCAUCACCGAGACCAGCACCCAACAACCCUCCGGCUUCGUGCAGGCCAUGAUCGCCGAACUGAUCAUGGGCCCGCAGAGCCGCAGCGACGGCGGCCGCGGCGGCGCCGCCGACGGCAGCGGCUGGAAGGUCGACGGGUGGGUGCGCUGGCUCGAGGGCCUGCGAGGCAACUACGAGCGCCGCAUGAACGCGAUGUGCGACAUCAUGGACGGCGGGAAGACGCUCGUGAAGGCGGGGCGGCGGGGGUCGCUGUCAGCGGUAGCGGACGACGAGUGGGCGGUGGUUGAGAAGACGAAGAUCUACGACUUUGUGAGGCCGCUGGGCGGCAUGUUUGUGUGGGUGCGGUUCGAUUUCACGACGCAUCCGCUACGGAAGAGCGUGCCGCUCGCAAGGCUGUCGGCGGCGCUGUGGGUGUUUUGGACGACGAACCCGUAUAAGGUGCUGGCGGCCCCGGGGAGUAUUUUCGCGCCGACGGAGGAAAUUAGAGAUGGGGAUGCGUGGGAGUGCUUUCGGUUGUGCUUUGCGGCGGUCGAUGAUGAUGUGCUGGAGGAUAUUAGCCAUCGGUUUGUGGAUGGCGCGCAGGCGUUUUGGCGGAUUAAGAAGAAGGAGAAGAUUGAUGAGUUGUUGGAAGACGAUGCGCCGCCUGCGAUGCUAGCGGGUGAGGGGAAUAACGCUGGGUUGGCUAUGUUGACUGGGUUUUGCUAGAGGUGGAUUCUGGAACACGGCAUAUAUGGGCUACCACGGCGUCACGUUUGAUGACACGGUGUAAGCACACUUUGAUGAGAUUGGAUAGAUGCGAUAAGGUAACGAUUAUGAAGCAUAAAUGAAAGCUACUAAGCUUGGAAUAUAUUUUUGGGAGUGGAUAUCGAGGCACAUGAGAUAUCAGUGGCUGAGAUUAUCGAAUUCUCGGAUCGAAUGAAUUCAAUAUCACGUGAAGAGCAACAUGGAUAACCUCUUCGAGAUUCAUUGUACCAAGGGAGUUACGCUCCCAAUACACUGAAAUCCCAGG
Molecule: messenger RNA, 2101 nt
Organism: Mytilinidion resinicola
Lineage: Eukaryota; Fungi; Ascomycota; Dothideomycetes; Mytilinidiales; Mytilinidiaceae
Product: aromatic amino acid aminotransferase 1
Exons: 3
Coding region: 1-1797 (598 amino acids)
Biological process (GO): biosynthetic process
Molecular function (GO): pyridoxal phosphate binding; transaminase activity
Source: RefSeq, a predicted model, not a curated record